Molecule: messenger RNA, 1887 nt
Organism: Rasamsonia emersonii CBS 393.64
Lineage: Eukaryota; Fungi; Ascomycota; Eurotiomycetes; Eurotiales; Trichocomaceae
Exons: 1
Coding region: 1-1887 (628 amino acids)
Source: RefSeq, a predicted model, not a curated record
AUGAUCGACUCCAGCAAGAUCCCCCCCUCCAAACUGAAUCCCCUCGCGGGCAACCCCCUCCGGACACGCGACGACGUCAUCGUCGCUGUCCACAGCCUCUUCAAUCCGCUGCUCCCCGCCUUCUCGCCGGGGAAAGCCCGCGUCCAGCUCGAUGCGUCGGGCUCGACCUGGGACCGCGCGGCCUGCGACCUGGAGGGCUUCGCAAGGCCACUGUUCGGCCUCGCGCCUCUGGCGGCGGGCGGCUCGCAAUUCGACCAUUGGGAGCUGUAUCGCACGGGGCUGAAGAAUGGCACCGAUCCUGCCCAUCCCGAGUACUGGGGUGAGGUGCUGGACAUGGACCAGCGACACGUCGAGGCGACGGCGCUCGGGUACGCCCUGCUGUUCGUGCCAGAGCACAUCUGGGAGCCGUUGGACGAGACGGCGAAAAUGAACGUCGCUGCGUGGCUGCUGCAGAGCCGCAACACGCGCCAUGCCAACAACAACCACAAGUUCUUCCGCAUCAUCGUCGAUCUCGGUCUCGAGAGAGUCGGCGUACCCGUCGACGAGAGCAUGACGGAGGAAUACCUCCGCGAUCUCGAGAGCCUGUACAUCGGCGACGGAUGGUACCGUGACGGCGGCGACAAGGGCGACACGCGACGGAUCGACUACUACAAUCCGUUCGCGAUGCAUUAUUACGGCCUCAUAUACGCCGUCCAUCGACCGAGAGACAAAGCCCGCGGUGACAGGUUCCGCGAACGGGCGCGUCUGUUUGCGCGGCACUUCCUGCAUUGGUUUGCCGACUCCGGUGCCAACGUGCCGUACGGACGCAGCCUCAUCUACCGCCACGCAGUCGCCGCAUUCUGGGGCGCGUUGGCGGUGGCGAACGAGGAGGCCCUGCCGUGGGGUGUCAUGAAGGGGCUGUAUCUGCGGAACCUGCGGUGGUGGGCCUCGCAGCCGAUAUCCAGGCUGGACGACGGGCUGUUAACGCUGGGAUAUGCGUAUCCGAACCAGCUCCUCACGGAGCGGUACAGCUCGACGGGGUCGCCGUGGUGGGCGAUGAAGGCCUUCGCGCCGUUGUCUCUCCCGGCAGACCACCCGUUCUGGACGGCCGAGGAGCUGCCGAUGCCGGAGAGAGAUGCUGUCUACACGGACCCCAUCGUGGGGAUGGUCUUCAUGCACCAGCCUGAUCAUACCGUCAUGCUGGUAUCCGGGCCCGGAACUCCGCAGCUGAUGCGCGGAAUUCCGGAGAAGUACAACAAGUUCGCAUACUCGUCGCGCUACGGCUUCAGCGUUGAAAGUGACGCGCUGGGAUUCAGUAUAGGCGCGUUCGACAGCAUGAUUGCGCUGAGCGACGAUGGCAGACACUACAGAGUCCGAGAACACUGCGAUACGGCGAUCUUGGCUGGUGACGUCCUGUUCUCGCGAUGGCGUCCGUGGGACGACGUGCAAAUCGAGACGUGGCUCGUUCCCAGCGGGCUGUGGCAUAUCCGCGUGCAUCGCAUCCUCUCCGCGAGAAGGCUGUCCACGAUCGAGGGCGGGUUUGCUGCACCUCGGACAGACUUUGCCAGAGACGAGAUUUCUACCGAGAGUGCGUCCGCACAGGUCAUCAGCACGCUGGGCGAUUUCAGCGGCAUCGUCGAUGCGUCGACCCCAAGACGGUCUGCCAGAGUCAUUGCUCCACAUGGAAAUACCAACGUCAUGUUCCCUCGGACGUUCGUGCCGCAGUUGUUAGGCGAUGUGCAGGCGAAUACCCCUACUGUGUUUGCCUGCGCUGUUCUGGCUGGGCCUGCAUCUGCAGUAAGGACAGCCUCGUCCAGUCCUCCGACGGUUCCAGCGGUAGAUCAGCUGGAGAAACUACUGGAGAAAGGGACCGUAGUUGAGAUCACCAAGGAGUAUGUUCCAAAGUAG